Messenger RNA from Prorocentrum cordatum, 1311 nucleotides. Lineage: Eukaryota; Dinophyceae; Prorocentrales; Prorocentraceae. The record is from the annotation of a GenBank genome assembly.
AUGAAGGCACUGCUGGCCAGUGGCGACGGCGUGCUCCGCUUCACCAGCACCACGGCCAUUCAAGAGGCCGAGGCAGAUGCCGCGGGCGGCUCGGGGUUGGAUGUCGUUGAGUGCGGUGCUGAUGAUGAUGGAAUCAAGCCUUUCUCGCCCACGGUGGUCGAGCUGGAGAGGGACCAGCCCAGGGACUGCGGUGACAUCUUGGGGGUGUCACCGAUUCGGGUCGAGGAUCCGAAGAUGUUCUGGCGAUCCCGUUGGGAGAUGACCAAGAGCUUCGAGGCGGAGCAGAUCAGGACGAUCAGCUUCUGGCGGUUCGUGUCUCGGUCCAGGCAGGUCGCCAGCGUGGAACCAUGGAAGCUGUACAUCAGCCGCCAGACUCCCGAGGUCGACCCGCCUCGGCCCAAUGCUCGCCGACAGCGGCGCGCUGCAGGAGGGGGCCGCGCUGGGCGCCAGGGCCGCGGGCGCGGCGGGCGCGGCAGGGGCGGGGGCAGGGCUGCGGCGCUUGCCGAUGGCGAUGCGAGCAGCCAGUCUGGCUCCAGUUCGAGCUCGUCGAGCUCGCCGAGCUCUUCGAGCUCGUCGAGUUCGGACUCCGACGACCCCGCCGAGGGCAAGGACGGCGGCGCCGAGGCUUCGUCCGAUCCGGACGAGGACCAUGGCGAGACCACAGAGUCCGCUGAGGGCGACAGCGUUCCCGAGGACGCUGAUAGUGACGGAGGCUGCGGCGAGGACGGUGAUGCCCAUCCCGCUGGCGGCGACGGCGGCGAAGGCGAGCACGACGGCGUCGCGGCCGACAUCGACGGGGCGAUAGCGGACGUCUUCUUCGGACCACCGUUGCCGCCGCCCCCAGUGCCGCCGCUUGCGGCGCCGCUUGAACCUCCACCUGCAGCGCUGGGCGGAGGAGUUGCGGGCGGCCCGAAGCAUCUCGGCAAUGUGCCCGCUGAGAUUGCGGUUCGCCACCGCAGCGGCAUCAUUCGAUUUUACGGCACGACGAGCACCAUGGUGGCGCAGUGUUUGGUGCCAUCACACCAGGGCGAGGCUUCUGGAUGCUUCCUUACCCGAACAUGCCGAGAGAUGAAGAGCAACAGGGCGAAAGGCAGGUGCCUCGGCCUGAUGCGCGCGUGGCUCGGCGUGACCGAGGAGACGGGGAUCACACGAUGGGACCACGUCCACACGUGGAAGCCUGACCACGCCGAGCGCAGGGAUGCGCGGCGGGACGCGCUGGCCAGCGGGGAGCCGUCGUUCAGGGCCCUGGCCGAGAAGGAGAGGGGCGAGAACGACGGCGACGUGGAUGGCGAGCCGAUCCGCGACCCUUGA